AAGGACAGAUAAUCUGCAGUCUGAUUUCCUAUCAAGCUCUGCCUCUUGCUUUCGGGUUUGGGUUGGAUAAUUAAUUGCUGUGGCUAUGAGUUGUGGAAUCAAGAGAACAGUUACUACUGUCUCUAGCUCAGCUAAGGGCAGUGGUGGUAGCUAUGGUGUUGGUGGAGGCGGUGGGGGAGCAAGGACUUCAUCAGUCUGUUCUGGAAAAAGCAUCUCUGGUGGGAUGGGCAGCAGUAGAGGUUUUUCUGCCAGGAGUUUCGGUGGUGGACGGUGUUAUGGAGGAGGGCUGAGUACUGGUAGUUUAGCUGGUGGAAGUUAUGGAGGGGCCGUAGGACUAUGCAACAUGGGAAACAUUGGAUUCAGCAGUGGCAGCACCUGUGUUGGUGGUGGCUUUGGUGGUGGUGGUGGCUUUGGUGUUGGCGGUGGCUCUGGGUUUGUUGGUGGCAUUGGAGGUCCCAUUGAUUGUGGUUUUGGUGGUGGCUUUGGUGGUGGCUUUGGUGGAGGCAUAGUUCCUGGGGGAGGCUCUGGGGGUGAUGGCCUACUUUUCUGCUGUGAUGAAAAGAUAACCAUGCAGAACCUUAAUGACCGCCUGGCAUCCUACCUGGACAAGGUGCGAUGCCUGGAGGAAGAGAAUGCUGAACUGGAGUGCAGGAUCCGGGACUGGUAUGCCAAGCAUGGCCCCACCUGUGAGCCAAAGGACUACAGCUGCUACAUCAGGGAAAUAGAAGAUCUUCAAAACCAGAUUGUGUGCGCCACUGUUGAUAACAACAAGAUCAUUCUGGACAUUGAUAACAGCCGGAUGACCGGUGAUGACUUCCGAAUGAAGUAUGAGACUGAGCUGGCCCUUUGCCAGAGUGUGGAGGCUGAUAUUAAUGGUUUACGCCAAGUCCUGGAUCAGCUGACUCUCUGCAGAUCUGACCUGGAGGCACAGCUUGAAGCCCUGAAGGAGGAGCUGUGCUGUCUGAAGAAGAACCAUGAGGAGGAGAUUAAUUGUCUGAGGAACCAGUCCACUGGAGAUGUCAAUGUGGAGGUCAAUUCCUGCCCUGGUCCAGAUCUGAAGCAAAUCUUGGAUGACAUGAGAUGCCAGUAUGAAGCUAUCAUUGCGCAAAACCGCAAAGAGGUUGAGGAUUGGUAUGCAUGCAAGAUUGAGGAGGUGAAUCAGGAGGUCAUCUCAAGCAGUAAGGAGAUAGAGUGUAGCAACAGCCAGGUCUCUGAACUGAGACGUGAACUACAGGCCUUGGAGAUUGACCUGGACUCCCAGCUUAGGAUGAGGGACAAUCUGCAGUCUUCUCUGGCUGAAACCGAACGUCGCUACAACAAUCAACUUGCCGAGUUACAGAACCAGAUCAUCUGUGUGGAGCAGCAGUUGGCUGAGCUGCGGGCAGAAAUCGAGUGCCAGAACCAAGAGUACAAGGUCCUCCUGGAUGUCAAAUGCCGGCUGGAGCAGGAGAUUCAGACUUACUGCUGUCUACUGGAAGGAGGACAAAGGGAGUUAAUUAGCCAACAUGGAGGGAUUUCAUCAGGAAUUAUCCACUCUUCUGGUGGAGGAGGAGGAAUUUGUAAAACUUCAGGUGGAAUAAUCGGAGGAGGAGGAGGAGGAAUCGUGAAAACUUGCCAUACUUACACUUCUUCUUCCACAUGCCCACCUGUGGAUAUACAAGGUCCCUGCAGAAGGGUUUGUGAUUAAUCUGAGAAACCAGCAUCCUCUGGGGCAAGACCUAUGGAGCAGACCCAUGGACCAAGCAAGAGCCUACCCACAAUGUUUACUGCACACCUAUGCCAAGAGCAAGGCGAAAAACUCCUUCCAACUACUCAGUAAUGCUGAUGCCAUUUGUCCAAAGGGGCCCAUUAGAGUUUUGGCCUACUUUCCUCCCUAUUGUGCUACUUGCUUACUCCAUUCUGUCCCGCCUUCUGUGCCCAAUCGCAAUCAUUACUUAUUUGAGUUAAUUUGUGCUGAGAUUGAUUACCUUCUGGUGAGAAAUCACCCCCCCCUAAUAAAACUUUGCUUUUGCCUGAUGCAAACAAGAAA
Molecule: messenger RNA, 2029 nt
Organism: Alligator sinensis (Chinese alligator)
Lineage: Eukaryota; Metazoa; Chordata; Crocodylia; Alligatoridae
Product: keratin, type I cytoskeletal 13-like
Exons: 8
Coding region: 86-1687 (533 amino acids)
Molecular function (GO): structural molecule activity
Source: RefSeq, a predicted model, not a curated record